AGCAGUGUAUCAUCAUCAAUGGCUUCUUCUUCCUCUUCAAAGAGGAUCUGGAAAUAUGAUGUGGCUAUAAGUUACAAUGAUAUGGAAACUGUCUCGUUUUACACAAUUCUUUGCCGUAAUUUAGAAAAAGAAGGUUUCAAAAUCGGCAUCAGGAGCUCAUUGCCUAACUCAUUAGAAAUAAUUGGAGAAUCCCAGAUUUAUAUAGCUGUCUUCUCACAAAGAUAUGCUUUCUCACCAAGUUGCUUGGACGAACUAGCAGUAAUGUUUGAGUGCAUGAAGGGAUCGGAGCAUAAAUUUCUGCCAAUUUUCUUCAACGUCGAUCCGUCUACAGUGAAAACAUGGCUAGCUCCAUUUCAGACACUACUGGAUCAACGCCCAGAUUUGGUCAUACAAAACAGGGAAGAUCAAAAACGAGUUAUUGGCAAAAUAGUAGUGGAGGCAAAGAAACUUUUGGUCGAAGAGACAUUCGCAAUGGAUGUCCGUAGAAGUGUUGGGUCGUCAUCCAAGGGGAUAUGGCCAUGGAGCUGUGAUGUUGUUGUAUUGAAUUUCAUAACUGAGGACAAUCGCUCAUUUAUUGAAGACCUUCGAAACGCUCUAAAUAGAAAUGGUCUGGUAAUGGCUUCACGAGAGUCCAUUGCUCAAGCUCCCAUGGACGCAUGCAAGCUUCGUGUUUUUAUCAUCUCAAAAAACUAUGAGUCCCAAACACGCUGCUUGCAGGAACUGAACUUAGAUGGAUGCAUAUUUCUGCCAAUUUUUUUGGAGGCGGAUCCCUUUCAAGUACGUAGCGAUAGUUCUUUUGAACUGGAACAAAUGUUGGAGCUAUGUUCAUUUUCAAUAAACGAUUUGGUGGUUCAAGAUAUGAGAGAUCAACCUCGAGUUAUUCGUAAUAUUCUUGAGAAAUACAUCGACUACAUUUUGGGUGAGAAGCAUGAUCGGAUAUCAAGGCUAAACCAUAUCGAAGCACUUGCAAAGGAAAUAGAUAAAUCAGGAGAAAUAGCUACCGUAGGGAUAGGAAAUCGUCGUGUUGAAAAGUUAAUUGAGUUUCUGGACUUAGGCUCAAAGGAAGAUGUGCGAAUCGUAGGGAUUAGUGGGGUGGGGGAAGUAGGAAAGACAACUCUUGCCGGAGAUGUGUUUAACAAAAUCUCUCACCUUUUUGAUUCUGCCUAUUUCAUCGCAAGUCCAAGUACCAGUCAAGUUGACUACCCUAAUCAAUCCAUAUUAAUAGAGGCAUUUCUCCGGAUAGCUUUGCCAAAAGAAUUUGAACCUAAUAAAUACUUAAAAAGCCUAAGACUCCAUAGGAUGCUUGUUGUUUUUGAUGAUGUAGAGCACUGGAAACCUUUAGAUGAAGGAUGGACUAGAAGGUUGUUUGGAGGAGGAAGUAGAAUUAUCAUAACAUGCAGAGAUGAGAGAAUCCUUAGAAAGCUUGGAGUAGAUGAAAUCCACAAGGUGGAACUAUCGAAUCAAAAUGAAGCUCUUCAACUUUUUAGCAAAAUUGUUUUCCAAACUGAUAAACCAAUGAGAAGUUAUGAGGAGCUGACCCUUGAAGCACUUAAAUAUGCUGAUGGCCUUCCAUUAGCUAUUAAAUCAGUAGGUUCAUCACUGGUUGGUCUAAGUGUCUCAGAGUGGAAAAGUAUGUUGACCAAACUGCAAACAGUUCCUGACCCUUUAGUACUCAUGGUUCUUCAAAAGAGUUUUGAUGGACUCACAGAUAAACAAAAAGAAUGCUUUCUUGGAUAUUGCAUGUUGUUUUGUAGGACAGAAGAUUGAUUAUGUAAUGGGAAUUUUCGGUGCUCAAUUUUCGGUGCUCACUGAUAUGAUAAUCAGUCGUCUUAUGGAUAACUCGCUGAUAAACAUAUCAAAUCAAAGAAUAAAAAUGCAUCCUAUUCUACAACAAUUGGGCAAGGUUAUUGUUCAACAAGAAUCUACUGAGCCUGGAAAGAGAAGUAGGAUAUGGCAUUAUGAAGAUUUUCGUCAUGUUAUGGAGAAGGACUCUGAGGUUUCUUUGAUCUUUCUAACAACUUAAGAUAUCUUUCCUGGCAUAAAUAUCCAUUUGAUUAUUUGCCAUCAACUUUUAAGGCAGAAAAUCUUGUGGAAUUGAUCUUUCUAGACAGCAACAUAGCACAACUAUGGAGAGACAAAGAGAAAAGAAUUCCACUAUUAAGGAGCUUGAACCUCUGUGGCUCUAAAGAUCUGAAGAAGACACCUGAUUUUAGAUUACUUCCAAGUCUUGAGAGGUUAGACUUGGAAGGAUGUGCUUCAUUAUUGCAGCUUCAUUCUUCUAUUGCCUAUCUAGAAAGGAUUAAGUUUUUGAAUUUGAGAAACUGCACAAAACUAGCGAGAAUCCCAAAUGAAUUAUUUGGUAAGAGCUCUCUUGAAUUUCUAAAUCUGGCAGGCUGCUCCAAAUUUGCUGAAUGUUUGAGUUUCAAGAGAGCAAUUGUAUGUUGGUCUUAUGUUAGACUUAUGCGGCUGUAAUCAUGUAUUCAUUAUAUGAACACAUCUCUUUCUUUGCGUUCAA
Prosopis cineraria is the source of this 2515-nucleotide messenger RNA. RefSeq names its product disease resistance protein Roq1-like. Gene Ontology annotation, biological process: signal transduction; defense response. Bases 19 to 1767 code for a protein of 582 amino acids. The record is from RefSeq and is a predicted model, not a curated record. NCBI's taxonomy places the organism in Eukaryota, Viridiplantae, Streptophyta, Magnoliopsida, Fabales, Fabaceae. Gene Ontology annotation, molecular function: ADP binding. The transcript has 7 exons.